Haemonchus placei is the source of this 969-nucleotide messenger RNA. Lineage: Eukaryota; Metazoa; Nematoda; Chromadorea; Rhabditida; Trichostrongylidae. The record is from the annotation of a GenBank genome assembly.
AUGGUCCCCCAGGGAUCACUGGGGCUGCGCUGUCUGUGUCCUUUGGCUCAACGAAACUUCCAUAUCUCUGCUGGCACUUUUGGUGGAAUCCCCACACAUACUACGAUUCCUCCACAGCCAACUGAUCCAAAUGCCGCCCCGACAUACGUAGGAUAUCUAGCUGGAGCCAUCAAUGCAAUUCUUGCAAAGACAGCAGCAGCCUCUCAGGUCUUGGGGCUGACAUCAGAAAGCGAGGGCCCUGAAAAGCCUGUUGUGACGGAGACUUCUGAAAGCGGAGCGCCCACGAAAGCCCAAGUCCUGAAACGUACGUUUGAAAAGAGAGUUUCAAGAACUGAGGUCACCACUAAGACAAGGGCGUUAGUGAAGAAGAUUUUGAUGGCAGAGUCAUCGAGUGCAAAACUUAUGCGUAUCCAGGAGCUUAGCGCUCAUAUCAUUAGUUUCCCUCCGANCCCACUUCAGACAGCAGCAGCCUCUCAGGUCUUGGGGUUGACAUCAGAAGGCGAGGGCCCUGAAAAGCCUGUUGUGACAGAGACUUCCGAAAGCGGCGCGCCGACAAAAGCCCAAGUCCUGAAACGUACGUUUGAAAAGAGGGUUUCAAGAACUGAGGUCACUACUAAGACAAGAGCGUUAGUGAAGAAGAUUUUGCUGGCAGAGUCAUCGAGUGCAAAACUUAUGCGUAUCCAGGAGCUUAGCGCUCAUAUCAUUAGUUUCCCUCCGACCAGGAUUAUCGCUGCUCAGCAUCCCCGCCUCAUUGCUGAGUUACUUUCCGCCGUUACCUCCAAUGAAGUAAGCGCAGAACAUCGUGCUGAAGCUCGUCAGUGCUUAACGUUGUGUGGUUGUCAACCUCCAGUAAAAAGUAGAGGUGUUAAUCUACUCAGUAUCGAUGGAGGAGGUACUCGUGGCAUGAUGGGUCUUGAAGUUCUCGAACAAUUAGAACGGGUUUCCGGGAAAAAGGUUAGUGCUAUUUAA